UUUUACUUUGAAAGACGCUCUUUUCCUUUCCGGAGGCCACAGCUCUGGCCCUGCCUACUUCUUGCACGCAGCCGUCCCUUCUUUGAGUACUUUCUCCUCCUGCCAGUAGCAGAUCUUUUCGCUGCAAACUUCUUCUCGGUUUCACAUAAAGACAGUCAUUUGCCACCAACAUCAUGUCCUCUGGAAAUGCUAAGAUUGGCCAGACUGCCCCAGACUUCAAAGCCACAGCUGUAGUGGACGGACAAUUCAAGGAGAUCAAGCUGUCAGAAUACAGAGGGAAGUAUGUCAUCUUCUUCUUCUACCCACUGGACUUCACCUUUGUGUGUCCGACUGAGAUUAUUGCUUUCAGCGACAGAGCAGAGGAGUUCCGCAAUAUCGGCUGCGAGGUUAUCGGCUGCUCCGUAGACUCUCACUUCAGUCACUUGGCAUGGAUCAACACACCAAGGAAGCAAGGAGGUCUGGGAAAUAUGAAAAUCCCCCUUGUGGCAGACCUCACCAAGACAAUCUCCAGAGACUACGGUGUGCUGAAGGAGGACGACGGCAUCGCAUACAGGGGUCUGUUUGUGAUCGACGACAAGGGCAUCUUGAGGCAGAUCACCAUCAAUGACUUGCCUGUGGGGCGCUCUGUGGAUGAAACUCUGCGCCUGGUCCAGGCCUUCCAGCACACUGACAAACAUGGAGAAGUGUGCCCUGCUGGAUGGAAACCUGGGAGCGACACCAUCAUCCCAGAUGUUCAGAAGAGCAAAGACUUCUUCUCUAAGCAGUAAACGUGAAGACCUUCCAGCUGACUUUAGCACUUGCCUUCAGAUAAGAGGUGUCCCUGUGAAGCAGUAUAUCAUAGCGUCCAAUGCUUUAAAUCCAACAGCAUUUCAGAACUUAAGAUAAAUCCUUGUUAAAUUUUAUCUUUGUACGUCCAGUGUACAAGUGGUGACCAACCUCAUAGUCUCAAGCACUGAAAGUCAAGUUUUGCUCCCCUUUUAUUUUAUUUUUUUAGAAAAAGUAUUGAUACUUUUCGUUGCUGUCAAUAAUAAUUUACUACCAUCUCUAUUAAAACAAGGGGAAAAAUGUGA
Messenger RNA from Micropterus dolomieu (smallmouth bass), 1070 nucleotides. RefSeq names its product peroxiredoxin 2 (gene prdx2). The record is from RefSeq and is a predicted model, not a curated record. The transcript is spliced from 6 exons. Gene Ontology annotation, cellular component: cytosol. The coding region runs from base 174 to 767 and encodes 197 amino acids. NCBI's taxonomy places the organism in Eukaryota, Metazoa, Chordata, Actinopteri, Centrarchiformes, Centrarchidae. Gene Ontology annotation, biological process: removal of superoxide radicals; leukocyte activation; cell redox homeostasis. Gene Ontology annotation, molecular function: thioredoxin peroxidase activity.